Messenger RNA from Sclerotinia sclerotiorum 1980 UF-70, 2013 nucleotides. RefSeq lists its product as hypothetical. Bases 1 to 2013 code for a protein of 670 amino acids. Gene Ontology annotation, cellular component: COG complex. The record is from RefSeq and is a predicted model, not a curated record. The transcript is spliced from 2 exons. Lineage: Eukaryota; Fungi; Ascomycota; Leotiomycetes; Helotiales; Sclerotiniaceae. Gene Ontology annotation, biological process: intra-Golgi vesicle-mediated transport.
AUGACGACUGAUUAUUUUACUCGCAAACAAUCAUAUUCAGGUUUUAGUGACGGGGCAGAUUCUCCUGGGAGUCCUUUGGCAUCACGAACCAAUCCAUUAUCUUCAAAAGUCACGAGUGUCCUUUCCGCAUCUUAUGCCGAUUCAGAUAUCAGAGAUGCUCUGUCCUUGUUAGACAAACGAGGUAUACAAAACACUGCUGAGACUAGACGACAGUUGAGGUUAGAUGUUCACAGGGAGGUUAUUGAAAGUAAUGGCGACAUAAUUCGUGAAUUUGGCCAUGUUGCCGAGGAAGCUUCCGAGCUCAUGAAGCAGCAGGAACAGAUGCAAGCAAAGCAGGAAUUGUUAAAUGCCUUUAAUGCACAUUUUGUUAUGUCCGAUGAUGAUAUUGCAAUGCUCACUUCAACCGCUGAGCCUGUGAAUGAUAGAUUUUUCUCCAUUCUGAGUAGAGCGAAGAAAAUUCAAAAUGAUUGUGAGAUUUUACUUGGGACAGAAAAUCAACGCCUGGGAUUGGAAAUUAUGGAACAAACCUCAAAGAAUAUUAAUGGUGCUUUUCAAAAACUUUAUCGAUGGAUACAAAGAGAGUUCAAGACACUCAAUCUGGAAAAUCCACAGAUAAGUUCUUCAAUCCGCCGCGCCCUUCGCGUACUAGCAGAACGGCCAUCGCUCUUCCAAAGUUGUCUUGACUUUUUUGCUGAAGCAAGGGAGAAUAUACUCUCGGAUGGAUUUUAUACUGCAUUGACUGGGACCACCGUUGGAGGUGACGAAGAUCCUUCAAUAAAACCAAUCGAAUUAGUAGCUCAUGACCCACUACGUUAUGUAGGGGACAUGCUGGCCUGGACUCAUUCUGCUACGGUAGGUGAGAGAGAAGCUCUUGAAGUCCUCUUCAUUUCAGACGGCGAUGAGAUCGCAAAAGGGAUACAAGCAGGGCUAGAUAGUGAGCCUUGGAAUCGUAUAGCUGAAAGCGAGGACGAGGUUGGCCAUUUUGAUGGUUUGAAAGCUCUCAACGAAUUAGUAGAUCGAGAUGUAGCAGGUGUUGCGCGGGUUCUCCGCCAAAAAAUUGGCCAAGUGAUACAAAGUCAUGAAGAGACGAUAAUGGCAUACAAAAUAGCAAACCUGUUGAAUUUCUACCGCGGUACAUUCCAAAGGUUGCUCGGAGACGACUCAGUUCUUCUCGACUCUCUUGCGACCCUUGAAGAGUCGGCAUUACGCCAAUUCCGGGCUUUAAUGCGCGACCAUAUCACCAGCCUCCAAGCCGAAACCCAGGUUGCCCCUCCUAAUCUCAGUCCACCCGAUUUCCUGCAUGAAGGCUUGAAACAAUUAACUGCCAUCAUGAAAACAUAUGAAACAUCCUUCACAUCUCCGGAGACCCGAGAAGCUGGCUUUGAGCCCAUUCUCACCGAAGCAUUCGACCCUUUCAUGAAAGGCAGCGAAAACGUCGCAAAGGAUCUCUCAGCUCCUAGAAGUACAAUCUUCACAAUAAACUGCCUCCUAUCCGCCCGAGCGACCCUCGCACCUUUCGACUUCACUAUCUCCCGCGUUUCACAAAUCAAAGAUACAAUAGAAGAACACGCCGCCACUCUCAUAGACCACCAAUAUAUCUUCUUCCUUGAAAAGUCUGCUCUACAGCCGCUCCUACAAGCCUUGUCCGCCACCACGGAUAUUAGAGAUCACCCAGUAUUCCAACCUGCAUCUUUAAUCCAAGCCUCUCAAACCCUAGAUGAUUUCCUACCUUCGGCAUUAAUGGACGCGAUGGAGAAUCUUAAAGAUCUGCAAAAUAGUAUGUUGGUGCGACAAAUUACCGAAGAGGCCGCGGAGAAAUUCUGCGACGACUUCGAGAAGGUGGAAGAGAGACUUAUGAAGGCCGAUGAGGAACGGGAGGAAAGUCUGGAUGAGAAGGAUGGAGAGCCCCACCACGUACGAGCGUUAUACCCUAGAACUGGGGGAGAAAUUAGGGUUUUAUUAUCCAUAAGGAUCUGGAAUAUGUUCAAGACUUGGAGACUGGAGAUUACAUAG